This is a messenger RNA of Astyanax mexicanus (Mexican tetra), 2371 nucleotides long. Its product is annotated as immunoglobulin domain-containing protein. Lineage: Eukaryota; Metazoa; Chordata; Actinopteri; Characiformes; Acestrorhamphidae. Bases 73 to 1008 code for a protein of 311 amino acids. The transcript is spliced from 7 exons. The record is from RefSeq and is a predicted model, not a curated record.
UAUAAAUACACAGUGCACACUUUCGCUUCGACACUGUUUGACUUUGAGACGCUGCGGAGAGAGAAGAUCAUCAUGAUGAAAGUCUGCUUUAUUCUCGCCACUGUGCUGCUCACCAUACUGAGAAGUGGCCACGCUUCUCUUUCGGUGAAGGGACCGGCCGGACCUGUUGUGGAGGGGGAGGAGGUGACCCUGGAGUGCAUCAACUCCGUUGAAUCCGAAUUCAACAUGAGCUCAGUGCACUUUGAGAAGUGGUCACAGCACAUGAAGGUGUGGCACCGGCUGGACAUAGAUGAGUACAACUACUUCUACCGUCGCUGUUUCUACUACGACAUGAACGUGAAGAGAGAAGAUGGCCGCCUGCUCCUCUUCCUCCCCAGGAUCCAGACCUGGUCUGCCGGACCCUACCGCUGUGUCUCUGAGAACGCCACGGACGCCAUGAUCAACUCGUCCCUGACUUACACCAUACCUGUGCACUAUAUGCGAGAGGUGUCCGUGUUCAGAGAUGGCCUGACCACCUCGUUCACUCGCUAUUUCAGCUCGCUGCAGGAUCUGCGUGUGAAGCUCGGGGACAGGGUGGAGCUGGAGUGCUCCACCACAGCCUCGGAGACCCCUCAGUACUUCUGGUCCAAGGAGGGAGACGAUUGGAUUGUGCCCUCCAGUAAGCUGCGGCUGGAGCGCGUGAGGGACUUGGACAGUGGAAAGUACACCUGCACGGCUCAGCAUCCCACUGUGGACUCCCUCUCCAAGAAACGCACCAUCAGCCUCACUGUGUUGCCAGAGGACGCUGCGUGGUAUGAAACGACGACCGGCCGCAUCGCUCUGAUGGCAUCUGCUGCUGGAGUGGCUCUUCUGGUGAUCAUUGUGUCCACGACUGCCUGCCUGUGCCGCCGCUCCAAACAGAGGAAGGGCAAAGGGCCUAUUGACGACCGCUCCCAGAAGAAGCCCAUCUACAGGAACAGUGUGGAAUCUCUGACCUCCACCGCUGGGGACAAACAGCCUCUGGUGUAGAGAGUGAGAGAGAUGGAUGGAUGGAGGAGAAGAGAGGAGAGGAGAGGAGUAGGAGGAGAGGAAGAGCCUGCUGCUAGAUUGGAUAAGGGAUGGUCACGUUUGUCGCUGAGAAGCAGGCCAUGUGCUGAAUUGAAGAAAACGAUGUUGAGGCUGCGUCCAAAAAAAAAGAAAAAAAAGAAGCUCUGGCGAAAUGAUUGUUUUACGGCGGCGGUUCCUUUCGUGCUGCCGCGGCAACGAUACUCAUUCAACAAGAGGUGUGCAAUUUGCGCUAUAUUGAUUUCGCAAGGCAGCAAAAAAUUGAGAUUCACGAUUGUUGUCAAAAGGUGGUGGUUGUGGCUCGCGGGGUUGUGCUGGUGUGAGCUUUAAAUCUCUGCUGCGUUUUUUUUUUGAGAGGUAGCCUUGAGUAAGGAUGCUACUCUCUUUUUUUUUUUGUUGUUUGUUUUAUCAGCCAGCCUUUCUUUCAUGCUAGCCUUGGGUUGAAAGCAAGUUCUAUUCACCGUAUUAACAUUUCUUUUUUUAUAUCAUUAGAUAAUCAUAAUCAUUCACAGGGUUGAUGAUCUGCUGUAUCUUUUUUUGAUCUUUGAUACAAACAAUUUUAAACUUAAAAAAAAAAUAAUACGAAUCGUUUGAUCACAUGUAAACAGCUUAUUCUCUUAGUCUAAGUCUUACUUAAAAAAAAAAAAGCACCUUUACUGAAUCGUACCCAGGUCUGUUCCCAGGUCUGUGGAAGCACUUUACAUCUUUUCUGGACUAUAAUCUAAAGCAAGACAGAUGAUCACAAACCAUCAAACCAAGCUGAACUGUUUGAGUUUUUGCACCAGGAGUAAAGGCAUAAAGUUUUCCAAAAGCAGUGUGUAAGACUGGUGGAGGAGAAAAUGAUGCCAAGAUGCCACGAUGAAAACUGUGAUUAAAAACAGGGUUAUUCCACCAGAUAUUGAUUUCUGAACUCAAUGAACACAAUAUUAAUUUUACUCAAACAUAUACCUAUAAAAAGCAAAAUCAGAGAAAUAGUCUCGUUGCUCCUAUUCCAUUUCAGCUGGUUUUCAUUCCGGCUUCUCAUCAUUCAAUAAAACCCCUAUCCAGAUAAAUCUCUCCAUCCAGAUAGAGUGAAUCUGAUUUGAUCUUUGAUACAAACAAUUUUAAACUUAAACUUAAAAAAAUCUGAAUCGUUUGAUCACAUGUAAACAGCUUAGUAUCUUAGUCUAAGUCUUACUUUAAAAAAAAAAAGCACCUUUACUGAAUCGUACCUUCGGACUGUUCCCAGGUCUGUGGAAGCACUUUACAUCUUUUUGCACUAUGUUUGAUCUAUUUUUUUCUGUAUACUUUUUUUGUAAUUUCAUUAAACUGCUUUUAAAGAAGAUAA